CCUGGGGGCUGCGGACAGGCGCUGACGCUGUGUCUCCCCGCAGGUGAUGAUGCUGGGCAGCACGCGUGUGGCCGAGCUGCUGCUGCAGCGCGGAGCCGACCCCAACCGGCCCGACCCGAGCACCGGCUGCCUCCCGGCGCACGACGCGGCCCGCGCCGGCUUUCUGGAGACGCUGGUGGCGCUGCACCGGGCCGGGGCGCGCCUCGACCUGCCCGACGGCCGCGGCCACCUCCCCCUCGACGUGGCGGCGGGGGGCCCGCACGGAGCCGUGGGCCGCUACCUGCGCCACCCGCCGCCCCUGCCGCCAGCCGGCAGGGCCGCCCAGGGGGCAGCGCCCUGACCCGCCCUCGGCCGCCCCCGCCGCCCCGCUGAGCCCUCGCCGCCUGCGCCCAUCUCCGCCGCCACCGUCCCCGCCGGCCACUCACCCAGCGAGCCACCGCGUCUGCCGGCGAUACCGCCGCCCGACCCCUGCCAAGACUCUGCCUCUGCCCCGCUGCCCAGGGCUCCUCCGCACGCCACGGCCACCCCGUGUCCUGCUUCUGCCGGAGGACACGUGCUGCUCAACUGCCUGAGAAAAGAAGGAAAGAACCGAAACACUGCCAAGGCGAGCGCUCCUGCUCUCCCUCUCAGGCUCCCUGGUGGGCCGAGCACAGGUAGCAAACGGUUCUCCUGUGCUUCGGGAGUGGCGAGGGGGGCGGAAAAAUCCGCCGUUUGCCCUCUCCGAUUUCUGGCUAUGGGGAAGCUGCUUAGAGAAGUCAGAACGCUGUGUUUCCCUUACCGGCUUGCUCACCGCCCUGCAAGGUUUGACAUUGUAGUCAUCCCUUGAGAUUCUUUUAUGUCCUAGGGCUCUCACAUAGCGAACACUUCAGCCCUCUCCUUUACAAAUGGAAUUAAUCUUCCAAUCUUCUCCUCUCAGCAGUCCACUUCACUUACAGUUUUAAGACUGAGAUAUAACACUGAUGGAUUGUCCAAAUAUUUAACACUGAUAGACAUCACAAUUUAAGAACUACUACAAAUAUGUUGUAGAGUUGCAUUUGGGGAAGCUAUCCAUGU
This is a messenger RNA of Empidonax traillii (willow flycatcher), 1053 nucleotides long. RefSeq names its product cyclin-dependent kinase 4 inhibitor B-like. The record is from RefSeq and is a predicted model, not a curated record. Gene Ontology annotation, molecular function: protein kinase binding; cyclin-dependent protein serine/threonine kinase inhibitor activity. Gene Ontology annotation, biological process: negative regulation of cell population proliferation; regulation of cyclin-dependent protein serine/threonine kinase activity. NCBI's taxonomy places the organism in Eukaryota, Metazoa, Chordata, Aves, Passeriformes, Tyrannidae. The transcript is spliced from 2 exons. Gene Ontology annotation, cellular component: nucleus. Bases 47 to 340 code for a protein of 97 amino acids.